AUGGUUUACUACAGUACAUCAAGAAAUGUAAAAAUGCUUAGAAGUAUAAUUAUAGAUUAUAGAGCCUCUCAAGAGACUUCUCCAUAUGAGUAUAUGAAAAUGUACGUAGAAAAACUUCCCGAAACAAUGGAGGAUACUAAAAUCUCUUGGAUUGUGGAAACAUUUUUGGGUAUUCAGAAACAUUCAGAAUUUUUGAAAAAUAUUACAUAUCAUGUAUCACAAGAACUUUCAGAAGACGACCAAGAUUUCUUUAUGAUAGUUUUUUAUGUCGUUACUUUCGAACUAUCUGCAUCCAAUAUGACUCUUCUUUAUAAGUGUUUGUUUAAUUUGAGUAAGCCACUUCUAAAGGUGUUUACAAAUUUUUUAAGUAACAAUGAAGCCCUCACUGUGAUAUCCCAAAUAGCGCACAAUGAAUACGAUACUAACUUUGUAACUGAGAAAAUCAUUAACCCAUUAUUUACGUGGCAACCCUACAUUAGUGAAAUGGGACACAACUAUGCCGAAUUCAUGAAUAAAACUGAAAGAUCAAAGAUAAAAAUGAAUACUAUACCAAUACAACCGAAUGUUUUGAAUAGGAAAAGUACAAGUCCUAAUGCUAAAUUUUCCCCAGAUUUACCACCUACGCCGGCGAAUUCUGUCCAAAACAAAAACAAAAGCAUGCUUACUAAAAGUACGAUUGAUAAGAGACUUAAGCAAAUUCAUGAUAGUAAUAAACAAAAAGCACUAAAUUUACUUCAAGAUAUAAAAGCAAAUAAUCAACAUUAUACUCAGGGAAAAUCCGAUAAAUAUUUUAAAACUUUGAAAAAUCUUAAGGAAGAUAUAGAUCAUAAAAAAAAGAAAGUUACCUUGCAAUCAAAAUCACUUUUAAUGAACCAAACUCCACCUUUAGUUAAGGAAACAGCCGCGACCAUAAAAAGAAUAAAUAAUACAAUACAAGUGUCUGAAAAGAAGGAAAUUCAGUGGCUUGAGGAUUUAUUAUAUAAUUGUAAAAACACAACUAAAGUAGAGGAGCUUGAGUAUUACGAUCGCCAAGAAAGAGAAAGAGAAAGGUUACUUGAUAUUGAACGAAAACAUUUGGUAGGUCAAAUUUCAUACGAGGAAGCAGUUAUUGCAAAGAAAAAGUUAAUUGAUGAUAACAAGAAGAAACACGAUAACUUUCUCAGAGAGAAACAAAUAUGGGAAGAAGAAAUUGAAAGAUGGCGAAAGAGUGAAAUGGAAAAAAAUCGCAUGAAAGUUGAGAAAUUGUCACUCAUUGAACUUGAGAUGCUUCAUGCUAGGAAUAAUAUUACAAUAAAGAAAAAGGAAACAGCUGAGAAAAUAAGAAAAGAAUCUGAAGAAAGGUUAGCUCAAGCUUUGAAAAUACAAAAAGAGGAGUUGGACCGCAAAAUACAAAUGAUAAAAGAAAUAAAUAUUCUUGCACAUAUAACAAAGAAGUCUAAACUACCUAAAAUAAUAGAUCUAACAGAAAAAUCUGGAGUAGGCCUACUAUGUGAAAUGUCGAUUGCUGAGUUACAGGAACGAUUGAGUAUUUUUAAAAUUGGCCUUAAAGAAGAAUUAGAAAAAAAGAAACAUGAAAUCAAAUUACAGAAUCGGUUAGCUAAGCAGGAAUUGGAUGAGACAAAGAAAAAUAUUGAUAAAUAUAUGACUGAGCAAGCAGAUAUGCGAAAACAGAAAAAAAAACCACCAGUGUGCGUUGGUCAUUCUUCAUGUAAUGAAAUCAAAGAGUUAAAGAAGGUUCUAGAGGAGAAACGUAAAUUACGAAUUCAACUCACUAGUUAA
Danaus chrysippus (African queen) is the source of this 1779-nucleotide messenger RNA. Lineage: Eukaryota; Metazoa; Arthropoda; Insecta; Lepidoptera; Nymphalidae. The record is from the annotation of a GenBank genome assembly.